This is a messenger RNA of Astyanax mexicanus (Mexican tetra), 2352 nucleotides long. RefSeq lists its product as uncharacterized. NCBI's taxonomy places the organism in Eukaryota, Metazoa, Chordata, Actinopteri, Characiformes, Acestrorhamphidae. The record is from RefSeq and is a predicted model, not a curated record. The coding region runs from base 18 to 1898 and encodes 626 amino acids. The transcript has 8 exons.
UAUGCACUCCUGUUGCAAUGGUAGAAACAGCACAGCCAGAAGUCCCAAUUCUCGAAGAAGAGGAGACAGCCUUUUCUGAACCUCUUCAAUCAACCCCUGUAAAGUCCAGGUUGGAACAAGAAGAGUUGAAGAUGGUGCUCACCAGUCCUGCUGAUGCAGAACCAAGCACAAAACCAUCCACAUCAGGGACAUACAUAGCCCUGCCUCCAACCUGGAGACUGUCAGAGUUACAAAACCUGAACUCAGCUGCUGAAUCUGAGACCCUGGAUACCUCCAUGACUUCCAUAGAGACCCCUGUGGACAGAGAUGACAGCGCAUUCCUUCCAUCAAGCAGUGAGGGCACAUCCACAAGAACAUCUUCCUCAGACAACAUUGCUGGAGCAGGAAGCAGAGGCGACUGGUCUGAGAGGAAGUGGAUUGUGAACGAGUCAUGCCUAAUGGAACUGUUCACAAUUUGUCACACAUGCGGGGUAUCCAUUAAUGAGAAAAAGAUCACCAGCAGUGGAUCAAAAAUUCAAAUAGAAUGGACAUGCAUCAACCACCAUACGGGAGUGUGGCAGUCCUGUCCUGAUGUCCGUGGAAUACCUGAGAACAACCUGGUGUCCUCAGCAGCCAUUAUUUUCACAGGAACAACUCAGAAUGAAAUUGACGAGUGGGCUGAUCUUCUAAAUUUACAACUGCCAAAGAAGACAUCGUACUACGCACUACAAUCCAACUACAUGAUACCUGUUAUUCACAAAGCCUACACUGAGAUGCAAGAAGAGUUUUUGACAGAACUCCGGGAAACAGUAGCUGCUGGUGGACACACAGAUAUCUGUGGUGACGCAAGAUCUGAUUCCCCUGGUUACAGUGCCAAGUACACCUGUUACAGCUUUAUGGAUGAUGCAACAAAGAAAGUAAUCAUGUCAGAUCUAAUUCAGGUAUCAGAGGCUACCAGUUCACCGGCAAUGGAGCCUGUUGGUUUCCGGAGGGGCCUGGAUCGUCUACUGGACUCUGGCGUUAGUGUUGACGUAGUUACUACUGACCGGGCUCCAUCAAUACGGAAGAUAAUGAGAGAGUCUUAUCCUGAGCUCAGGCAUCAAUUUGAUCCAUGGCAUGUUGCGAAAGGCAUAAAGAAGAAGGCUACGGCACUGGCAAGAAAGAAAGAAAAUCGGGAUCUUCAGCCAUGGAUCAAGUCUUUGGGCAACCACAUCUGGUUUUCAUGCAGUUCUUGUGGUGGCGAUGAGAAGGAGUUGAGACACCGGUGGACCUCUAUCCUUCAUCAUGUGUGUGGUGUCCACCGUUGGGAAGGAGAGGAUGGACAGGAGUACAGUUGUCGCCAUGAUGACAUCAGUGAGGACCAGCAACGAAGAAAGAAAUGGCUGAAGGAGGGGAGUGCUGCCUGGAACGCUUUGAAGAGUGUCAUUAUGGACAAAAAUCUCCUGCGAGACCUAAGUCAUAUGACUUUGUUCAAGCAUACAGGGGACCUUGAAGUGUUACACAGCUCUAUGCUGAAGUAUGCAGAGAAGAGGCGCCACUUCACAUAUGUCACCAUGCAGGCAAGGCUCCAACUGAGUAUAAUGGACCACAACCACAAUGUUGGCCGUCAGCAUGCCCGAACGCAAUCUGGACAAGAAAAAUUUAAUGUGUUUCAUUCAAGGCAGUCAAACCAGUGGGUUGCGAGGAAACUGUAUGAGCCAACAACUCAGGAGUUCCGUAAGGAAUUGGUGGAACAGGUCCUUCAGAGGCGGCUGGACAAGAAUGUCAGGCUUGGAGAUCCAGCUUUCCACAUCCAUCCUCCAGUCAGCAUACCCGCCAACAUUGCUCCUACUCCAAAGCCAAACAAGACUGACUUGGUUGCAGAACAUGCAUCACGGUUUCCAAAAAAACAUACUAAUGUUGAAAAUGUUGAUUUCUGAAACUAAAACUUAUUUGUAAUAGUUUUUAUUGUCAUUAUUUCCCCCUCAUUUACUCAUAACUCUUCUCAUACUGUAAUUGUAAUCAAAACUAUUACAACUGAUGUCUUGUUGAACAAAGUUUUAUUUAGUUUUUUUAAUGUUAGACAUGUAAAAUAUUUAGUGUAAAUAAUUUGUAACAAAGUAUAAAAUGUACAGGAAAAUGUCUAUUUUUAAAACAUCUACAACAUGUAAAAAAAACUAAAACAUCUAAAACAAUUGCAGUGCAUCCGCUGAUUCUUUGAAACCUGUAUAUUGCCCAGUUGGUGAUGGAUAAGUUCUUCUUAUUAGCUCUACCACACAGGAUGGAAGAACUCUCCGGUUUCCUGGACCAAGCUUCUCUCCUUUUAGACCCCAUUCCAAGACAAUUCGAUAAGCGAUCAGCCUGUACUGUCUGAAAUAGUGAACAACAUUGAUU